Molecule: messenger RNA, 1437 nt
Organism: Durusdinium trenchii
Lineage: Eukaryota; Dinophyceae; Suessiales; Symbiodiniaceae
Source: the annotation of a GenBank genome assembly
AUGUUUUCCGUGGGCUCGUCGCCGCAGGGAGCGAUGCAGCCGCAUGGAGCUUCGCCUUUCAGCUCGGCGCGCAGCGAUCGCAGCCGUGCUGGCACUGCCAUGAUGCCAGCAGCACAAGAGCAACAGAUGCAGCUCGUACGACAGGAGCUUCAUGAAUCUCUGGAUGCAGCUUUGUCAAAGCGACGUGAGCUUGUGCAGUCCUUGGACCAGCUGACCAACCAGCGACAAGGUCCAGUGGGCUAUGGCGGCCAGGUGUCCUCACGCUAUGACCAGCCUGUGUCCAGGGCAACACAGCAGAAUCUGGACGAUAUUGAUUGGCGAGUGGCAAGGCUAAUGUACUGUCUGGACCCGAAGUACAACGCCGUUCUGGAUCCGGCCAUUGCUUUUGAAAUCCAGCAGAAGAAGUCUGAAGAUGGCAUCUCGGUUUGGAAGUGGGAUGUAGAAGCCGAAAUCGCAAGAAGGAUGCCAUUACUAAAGCAGAUUGGGCCAUCAUGUGGAUCGACCUGCUUGUCAAUGUGUCUUGAGUAUUUGGGACUUCCAUUGAACCCAUGUUUGAUUGAGGAGCGUAUUCAUCCAUACGGUACUCUGGAUUUGGGUGAGUUGCCCUCGACACUUGCACGCUUUGCUCGACAGCUGGGCUUUCGGGCACAGCACUAUAAUCAUGGCACCAUGGAGCACUUGGCGGAACAUCUUCGGAACGGACACGCGGUGAUUCUAAUGCUUAACUAUCGCAAGGGCACUGGACAUCUUGUGAACUUAAUUGGAGUCGAGCGCCACAAUGGGGACAUUGUCCAGUUGCGUAUACGCAACCCCUGGGGCUUUGAUGAGAGGAUUGAGGCUUCAGAAUUUCUACAAGAGUGGCACUGUAUGCGACAAUCCCGAAGAUCGAGCAUCGGGUGUUGCUUCCCAGUCUUCGAUGCAGCUUAUGCCGUUGUAGCCGCUCCAGAUGCCGACAGUGCUGCUAACCCAUUGCCAGCGAUUGGUGUGUCAGACUGGCUACACUCUGCGUCUGUAGAUUUGUUGGUCCAUUCAGCCAAUGGGCUUGGUGGGAGUUUCUCAACAAUCCUUGGUGGGCAUUGGUUGUUCGGUCUUGGCCAGUUCUUGGGGAACCUCCUAGGUACGCUUGGAGGCUUUGGCGCCUAUGUUCUAGGCAAUCUGUUGGGCCUCAACAUGGAAUUCAAAGGCCGCGAAUUGAGAGGAGCAAGAGCUUCCUUGCAACAAGCAUCAUCAGUGUUUCGACUUGCUUCUUUGCUCCAAGUAGCUGGGUGGUGUUGUUCAAUGAUGGGUGGUGUGCUCGCGGCAUGUGUCCGCUUGAUAACAAUCCCAUUGGUUUUGCCUGGUGAGCUAUGCGCUGCCCGUGAUGCUUUGAGAGUGCAAGGACGGUCGGCAUCCAACUCGGACACAGAGAAAAGCCGAGCGUUACGGAUCGGGUGGUGA